Molecule: messenger RNA, 1871 nt
Organism: Poeciliopsis prolifica (blackstripe livebearer)
Lineage: Eukaryota; Metazoa; Chordata; Actinopteri; Cyprinodontiformes; Poeciliidae
Product: mannose-P-dolichol utilization defect 1 protein-like
Exons: 7
Coding region: 153-878 (241 amino acids)
Biological process (GO): oligosaccharide biosynthetic process
Source: RefSeq, a predicted model, not a curated record
UUAAAGAGUGAGAAUAAAAAGGAUGGACAUUUUUCUUCUGAUUUAAGCCUCACAGCUCAGUCACGGCGCCCCCUGUAAAUAUCUGGGAAGCGUUGGACCACUCCCACUCCCCCCUGUGUCAGCGGGUCAUUCCCGUCCACGGCUGGUCCACGAUGGACACGUCUCCCUUGAAAAGCCUCCUUGUGGGCCGUUUAAUGCCAGAGAAAUGCUACGAGGAGUUUUUCGUCCGCUUGCAUUUGAACGGUCCCUGUCUAAAGUUUGUGUUGAACAAAACUGUCGGAUUUUGGAUCAUACUGGACACAUUUUUGGCACAGUCCCCUCAGCUGCUGAAGCUGCUGUGGAGAGGAAGUGCAGAAGGCCUGAGUCUGACUGCCUUCCUGCUGCAGCUCUAUGCUUUAUCAUGUCCGGUUGUCUACGCUGCAGCCAGCAACUUCCCAUUCUUUGCCUGGGCUGAGAGGCUCUUCACUUUGGCUCAGACAGCAACCAUCAUCUUCCUGAUCCUGCAUUAUCGCGGUGAAACCCUCAAAGGAAUGCUACUGCUCUUGGGUUUUGGUGGCGUAAUCCUCCUCCUGGUUUCGUCUGCGGCGGCGGCCAUCAUCAGAGUGGUAUACACCUCCAGUCUGGCAGCUUUCAUCCUGAGCAAGGUUGUGCAAACUGUAACAAACUACCAGAAUGGCCACACAGGGCAGCUGUCCAGCCUGUCAGCGUUACUGUCCUGUACCGGGGCUCUUGGUGCUGCUGUUGUUUCUGUGCAGGACAGCGGAGGACCUUUCACUACUUUGUCUCACAUACUGUCCACAUGUCUCAGCUUUGUCCUACUGGCUCAGAUCGUCUGCUACAAGAGGAGCACUGGCUCUGCUGCCAAGAAGACGGAUUAGCUUCAGAAAAAAUCAUUCAUUCAUCAAUAUCUCUGUCAUGAUUUUAAUAAUAUAUAGUUGUGUAACACUGUGUGAAGGAUUCAGUUUUUAAUAGCUUGUGUCUAUAGGUCAGCUGCAACUGUUAGCAGAAUAAAACGUCAUGUGGCGCCCUCUAGUGGCUGUGCGAAAAACAACAUUCUCAGAUUUCAGUCCUAACGAGGAUCUGUGAAUGCUUUAUUUUUAUUAAAUCCAGCCAGUUCUCAUUUAUCCUCAGAAUAUCCUCCAUUUGUGCGUUUGGUUUUUGCAGGCAUCUGCAUAAAAACGAAAUGUGAUAUUUUACAUUGUAUCGGGCGAAUCGUAAUUCAAAUUAAGAUGAAGAAGUAUGAGACAAAUAAAGGGAGCAGAGGAUUCCUGGCAGACAACAGAAUGUUUUUAGUCUUGAUACCGUAGAUGGCACAGUUCCCAAAUCAUGUCUGACUGUGAAGACUUAACACAUGAUUCCUGACUCUGGGAUCCUGGUUUCUAUGAAUUUAAAGAACAGCAGCUGUUGGCUCAUUGUUGCAACUAACAUCUUAACACAACGAAAGCAACCGAUGUGAUGCAUGUCCUGUUAACGCCUCGGUCUGGUUUGCAGUCAUCUCUGCUGCCACUUAGACUUUAACCUUCCACUCAACUUUCCAAUAUUAUGCUUGGAUACAGCACUGUGUGAAAAGACAGUUUUAUUAGCAAUUAGCUUUUUUAAGACUUUCUUUCAGGACAUUUUUAAUUCUAAGUGUUUAUGACCUUUCACCAGAUGAACCUCUAUGGGGAACCCAAGGUUAGAUGCUGUUUUCUGCAGCUGCUCAGGACCGAGACUGUCCUUCCUUAUCGUUGGUAUAAAACUGUUAUUUUGUCUGCCUGUUGUCAGAAUCCACCCAGAACCAACUCAGAGACUCACUUAGACCUUUAAUCUGACCUGUUUUUGAUCUUGUGUCUUUGGUAUUGAAUAAACCUGAUUGAGUGAUUGUCACCUAA